This is a messenger RNA of Notechis scutatus (mainland tiger snake), 6493 nucleotides long. Lineage: Eukaryota; Metazoa; Chordata; Lepidosauria; Squamata; Elapidae. The record is from RefSeq and is a predicted model, not a curated record.
CCUCGGCUGCUCGCGCAGUGCCAGGCAAAGAGCUCUCUUUGCGCGCCCGCUGCACCGCGCCUCCUGUCGCCCGGCCGGACUUGGCCGCAAGCCGAGCCGCCCCCCGGCCCCCCCUUUUUUUCUCUCCCCUCCAACCCGGGCCGGCCUCGCUCCUCGGGCAACCCAAGAACCGGGCAACCCCAUCGUCCACACAGGACCUAGCCCCGCCGGCCCCGCGUUUGCCACUGGCACUGCAGCUGCUCGGGCCGUUUGCGGAGAAGCGCCAUGCAUUCCCUUUUCAAGAAGAGGAACCGAGGCAAAUACAGCCCCACGGUGCAAAAGAAGAGCAUUUCCAGCAAGGAGCUGUCAGAACUGAUUGAAAAGUUGCAGAAAAAUGCUGAUAAAGUGGAAAAGAACAUUGUGGAAACGGACUCAAAGAUGCAAAGUGACCUGUACAAACUUAAGGCUGGGAAGCCCACACAAUACCAGGAUCUCACUGCAGAUAAGUUGAUUGAAUCUGACAAACUGCUUUAUGUUCUGGAUGGAGAUGCAGCCAUCGCUCGCCACAUGAAACACCCCCAGGGGGACAUGAUCAUGGAAGACAUCCGGCAAUUAAAGGAAAGAGUCAACAACUUGCGAGGGAAACAUGAUCAGAUUUACAAUUUCACCCCACAUGAAGUUGAACCCCAGGUCAAUUGGUCCUCAACAAUUGAAGAGAAGCAGGAAAUCUUGAACAGCAGAGGCUUUAGCACAGACCUCCCAUCAGUCAACGGUCAAGUAGAAGAGCACAACAUCUUCCACAAUGAGGUGAUGGCUAUUGGACCGCAUAUCAACAAAGAAGGUGAAAAGGAGUAUACAAGUGAGCUUCAGAUGAAAUAUCAGAAACUGCUGUCGGAAUCCCAACGAAGGCAGGAGAACCUGAAUUUAUUGCAAGAUUUUAUGCAGCGUUGCACCAAUAAGCUCUACUGGUUAGAUCAGCAGGCUAAGGACAGGUUGCAGUUUGACUGGAGUGACCAAAACCUCGACUACCCCAGCCGCCGUCGCCAGUAUGAAAAUUUCAUCAAUAGGAAAUUGGAAGAGAAAGAGGCAGCCAUCAACAAACUGCACGAGGAUGGCAAUAAACUCCUGUCUGAAAAUCAUCCUGGGAAAAUCGCCAUUGAGGCUCACAUUGAGGCCGUCCAUGCGGACUGGAAAGAAUAUCUCAACCUGCUGAUCUGUGAGGAGAGCCACCUGAAGUUCAUGGAAGACUAUCAUCAGUUCCAAAAAGAUGCCAAGGACGCACAGGAACUUCUCAGAAAGGUAGACACAGAUCUGGACCAGAAAUACAGCCCAGAUUUCAAAGACCGGUACCAGAUCGAAACUUUGUUGCACGACCUGGAGUAUCAGAUUUCACGCGGUGCCCGAUACACUCUGCACAAGAACAAUGAAGAGGACUGGGAAGUUAGCGACAGUGGAGGAAAUGCAAUCAAAGCGCCAGGAGUCUGUUUCAUGAUUCCGCCCACCGACCCUGAUUCGCUCGCUGUGGUAGACAACAUUGCUAGCCACUAUCAAUGUGUGAAACAGAAGACUGGAUGCACAAAGAAUCGGCUGGAGGACCGCUACAAUAGCUUGAAGGCAGAGAGCAUUGGAGAUGCAGCAUCUGUACAGGUACAGCAACUGUUGGCAGAGCUGGAGAAAGUGAACAGUGAACUGGAUAAGCAGGAGAAGGCCAUCACCGCAAACCUUCGUCCUCCUCUAGAGCAAAACAGGGUGGUGCAAGAUAGCGCAGAGCGCUCCAAUGACCUUAAGAACGUCAUCAAUCAGAUCCGUCGCAUUGAGCCAGAGAAAACAAGCAAGAUCCAGGAAUGUGAAGCCUUCAUUGAGUCGAUGCCCGAGUCCAGCAGUACCACCUUAGUGAAAAAAAAAGUAGAGAAGACCAACAACAAAUACAACUGGGUCACCCAACUUCUCGAUGCUGCUCAGGAGAAGGUUGAUGUUGCCAAUCACCUUGAGAAGGUCCUUCAGCAAGGGAGAGACCUGCUUUCCGGCUACGAGAACAAGCUGGCCAUCGAAGACACAAUUCCCGAGGAUGUCCAUGCUCUGGAGCAGAAGAGGGAAGAAUUGCUGGCGCUGAAUUCUGAACUCCAGGUCCAGCAACUGCUGAAUGAAGCCCAACAAGACUUGGAGAAGGCCAAGAGAUGUUCUAGUACCUUGGCGAGCCAGUUCCAAGAACACUGCCCAGACAUUGAACGCCAGGAAGCUGAACUCCACAAGCUCAACCAGCGGUUUAGCAACCUCAACAAGCAGUUGAAUUACAGAUCCGAAGUGCUGCAGAAAGCAAAAUCUGCCUAUUCUAACUACCGUGCUGGCCAUGAUGAACUAAAACGUUAUUUUGAAAACAUCCCCAACUAUGAGCCUCAAGAAAAUGAUCACUUUUCUCAGGUGGAAACCAAGUUGAAGAAGCAGCAGAAACUAUUGGAAGAAAUUGCAAGCAAGGAGAAAGAGGUCCAGAAGGUCUCUGCAGAAGUUCAGCAGUAUCAACAGGCGGUGAAGGACUAUGAACUAGAAGCAGAAAAGCUGAGGUCCAUCUUGGAUCUGGAAAGUGGCCGUAAUGGUUUCAUGAACAAGAGACCGAGACUCCAGUCCACAGCUCUUAGAGUGAAAGAAGAGGAAGCUCUCUUGGCUGCCAAAUUCACUGAGAUCAACGCCAUCAACAGGCAAAGGCUGCAGAACCUGGAGUUUGCUCAGACCUUGUUGAAACAGCAACCUGACCUCCAAAUGAUAGAGAAAUCCAUUCAGAUCAACAAGUCCAAUAAGCCCUUGGAAGAAAUCUGGAAGUUAAAGAAGGAACUGGAUGAUGAGACCCAGUCUCGGCAGCAUCUGGAGGAAGAGAUCAAAGUCAUCCAGCAGAACAUCUUCCAGCUGCAGAACCAGAAGCCACAGGAGAUUGUGCUCAGGAAGGAAGUGGUCAAGAAACUGCCCGACCCAGAGCUGGAUGAGAACUACCACAAGAUGCAACAGAACCUGACCGAAGAGCAGCGCAAGAACCAGGAGCUUCAGGAGGAACUCCAGACCCUGAAGCAAAAGCUUCAUGUUCUAGAGCGCGAGAAAAGAGAAGGGGGACAAGAGUAUGUCGUCAAAGAAGUCCUGCGGAUCGAGCCAGACAAAGCCCAGGCAGAAGAAAUCUUGAAGCUGAAAGAAGAACUUGAAGAGCUCAAGAGACAGGAAGGGAGCCGGCAGAAUGAGAUGGCCCUUCUCCGCCGCCAGAUCGAAGCUCUUUCCAACGAGAAGAUCAGGGAUCAGGAGAGGGUGACCGAAAAGGCGAUAGUGAAGAUGCAAAACGAUCCCCAGCUGGAGAUGGACUAUAAGCAGCUGCAGGAGUGUAAGCAGAGGGAGAGUAUGCUGAGGCACAAGCAAGAAGAAGAGCUGCGUUUCCUCCAAGACAAGCUGAAGCGGCUGGAGAAAGAGCGGGCCAUGGCUGAGGGCAAGAUCACCGUGAAGGAGGUGUUGAAAAUGGAGAAGGAUGUAGCAACCGAAAGGGAAGUGAAUGAACUGCGGCGCCAGUACGAGGAAGAGAAGGCCAAGGCCCGCUUGAAUGAGAGAGAGAAAGACGAGCUGCUUAGGAAGAUUCAGGCUCUGGAGGAGGAGAACGCCACGGUGAUCGUCCAGGAGAAGGUACGGGAGAUCAUUCGCCCAGAUCCCCAAGCUGAAAAUGAAGUGGCCAACCUUCGCUUAGAAGUGAUGGAGCAGGAGAGGCGAUACCUGGGUGGGGAAGAGCAGCUCCGGGCCUGCCAGAAUGAGCUGAUGACUCUGAAGAGCAGAGGGCCUCGGGUGGAAGUCCAAGAGAUCAUCAAAGAGGUCAUUAAGUACAAAACAGACGCGGAAACGGAAAUGGAGAUGCAGCGGCUCAGGGACGAGAUUGUAGAAAGGACCAGAGCCAUUGAGAGGGCAGAUCUGGAGAUCUAUAAGUUGAAGCAAGAAAUCGAGAUCCUGAAGGAAGCCAAGCCUCACAUCCAAGUAAAGGAGGUCCUUCAAGAGAUCCUGCAGUACCGGGAAGACCGCCAGACAAAAGAAGAAGUCGAGUCCCUGCGAGCUCAGUUGGUUGAGGAGCAGAAGAAGCACAUGGACUUGGAGAGGGAGAAGAAGCAACAGGAGGAGAUCAUCAGGCAGAAGGAGGAAGAGCUCUCCCAGGUGAGGGAAAAAGUGGUUCAGCAGGAAGUGGUGAAGCUGGAACAAGACCCUACCUUAAAAUCGGAGAUCAACACCUUCUCACAGAACAUUGAAAAUGAGCUGCAGCAAAUAGACUCGCUCCGGACUGAGAUGCGCAAGCUGCAGAGGAGACGGUCACAUCUGGAACGCCAGCUGGAAGAUCUGGAGAAAGAAAGGAAGGCCCGCAGGGAGGCCGAACUGGAGGUGCAGAGGCUGAAGAUCAGACUGAGCGAGUUGGAGGAAGAAGAGAAGGACACGGCAGAAAAAGUCACCGUGAGGCAAAAGGUGAUUCUUCAACAAGAUCCUCAGCAGGAGAAAGAGCACAGUCUACUUAAGUUGGAACUGGAAGAGGAGAAACACAAGAAGCAAGUGCUGCAAACAGAACUGGAAGCCCUGCGGAAGAAACUGCAGGCGCUGGAGAAGAUGGAGGUCAAGGAAAAAGUGGUCUUUUCAGAGAGCGUCCAGGUGGAGAAGGGAGACACCGAGUAUGAGAUUCAGAAGCUGAAGAACAGCCUAGACGAGGAAAGCCGACGGAAAGUGCAACUGGAUUCCGAUAUUUAUAGGUUGGAGGCCAAGCUUUCCGAAAUGGAAUUUAGCAAUUCCAAAUCUUCCAAGGAGUUGGACUUUUUGAGAGAGGAGAACCACAAGCUCCACAUAGAAAAGCAGAACCUCCUUCUGGAGAUGAGGAGUUUGCAGUCGGAAAUCGAGCUCACGGCGAUGGAAGCCCAGGAUUUGAAGAGCAUGGCCCAGGAAGACCGACGUAUCCAUCUCGAUUCAAGGUUCCACAAUCUGGAGAAAGAACUGGAAGAUCUGAAAAGGCUAUCUCAGGAAAAAGACGAGGAGAUCGAGCAGCUUCAAAACCGCCUCCAGACCGUUGCUAUCAAGAGGGAGCAGCGAGAAAACCACCUGAGGCGCUCGAUUGUGGUCAUUGACCCGGACACAGGGAAGGAGAUGACUCCAGAAGAAGCCCAUCGUUAUGGCCUUAUUGAAUGGAGUUUAUAUGUCAAGUUGAAAAGCCAAGAAUGCGAUUGGGAAGAGAUCACAGUGAAAGGGCCCAGUGGUGAAUCUUCGGUCAUCUUGGAUAGAAAGUCAGGGAGGAAAUUCUCAAUUGAAGACGCCUUGAAGCGUGGAAGAUUAACGAUGGCUCAAUAUCAAAGUUACCUCAACAAGGAGAUGUCUAUUCAGGAGCUGGCUAUUUUGGUAUCUGGACAAAAAUAACUGCUUCCCUCUCAACUUACCUAAGCAAAACUAUUUUUAAGCUGAUCCAGAGCUUGUCUUGUUACAAAUACAGAACUUUUUACUAUUUAAUGCUUCCCUCAGAUCUAUCUGCCAAAGCCUCCUGUGUCUUUAUUCAACAUUUGGGUGCUCCUUAACUUUAGGUCACAUACAUCAAUGUUGCCCAAAUUGGAAGAUUCUGCUCCUGCAUUUUAUCAAGUUGCUCUUCUCCAAAUUAUGACGGACUGUUUUCUUGCAGAGAAGUAGCAUUUAUCCAGUCUGGAUGAUCAAACCACGUAUUUUGAGUUUGGCAUCUCAGAUUCCGUCGACUAUAAAAUCCUGUGAAAUGACUUCGGUGUCAACUGAAACCUGGGCACGUCCCAUCGCCAUAAAUUCAGAAUUAGAUGGCCUUAAGUGAAUGCUCUUUUCUUUUUCCUUCCAGAAGCAUGGAGAGGAUGCUAUCUUACCUUCUGGAAUUAUUUUAAAAGUUAAUGCAGUGUAUGGGAAACUCUUAAGCACUUUCAAGCAUUACCUGAAACCUUAUUAAAACUGCAUCAACUGGUCUUUUUCUUCUGGAGAAUACUUCAAAGUUUAGGAAGUUAUCCAAAGAAAGAGCAGGUGGGUGGUAGGUGGGCAGCAGAUGCUUAAUAAUCUUUCAUUGAAAUGGGCAAGUAAAACUUGGUUGAAUGUAAUGGACUGGCAUUAAAACACAAUAUGAGAGAUUUGCAAGAAUGAUACAUCGUACCAUGAUACAACUAGCAUUUUGUCAUGCUGGAUCUUGACUUUAUAAAAAGGUUACCUACAUGAUAUGGGAGCGGUCAAAUUUUAAGGCAAUAAAGAUGUAUGUAUACGCCUGUUUGAUGAUGGUGUUUAUCCUGUAGAUCAGAUUAUGUAGAGGUUUCUAAUUCUUUAAAACAGGGGGGAGAUUAACAGAAAACUAAUACCAAUUCCAAGUGCCUUUAUUUUUCCCAAAGUCUCACUUAUAAGAUGCAUGCACUGUUUUGCUGACUUAUAUUUGACUGUAUGUAUUCAAGUUAUUUGUUGGAGAAGGGAAAUGGGAAAAGUUAUUUAUACUCCUCAGUUAUUAUAAUAAAGAAAUGAUCUAAGUUAA